Molecule: messenger RNA, 2706 nt
Organism: Lachancea mirantina
Lineage: Eukaryota; Fungi; Ascomycota; Saccharomycetes; Saccharomycetales; Saccharomycetaceae
Source: the annotation of a GenBank genome assembly
AUGACACCGCAAAAUACAGUGACUGGAACUGGAUCUCGCCGCGUAAGACACGACCUCACAAGUAAAUACGAUAAUGAGAAUACUUUACCAGAAAACCCUGUUUCUUUAGAUGCAAAACUAGUCGAGAAAACGACGAAAAAUGACUACGGUGUUGACAGAAUAACUGACGCCAAGGAGCCAACUUCCAGCCAGGAUUUUGAUGAGUUACGAUUGCUGGCGAGGCAUGAAUAUCUCACGCAAAGAGAAGAGCAAAAGAUCGCGGUAGUUGUCAAAGAACUGGAGUAUCUGGAGGCCGAUGUUGUGAAGUAUGGGUGGGACAAUUUGUCGAGACAGGAGCAAGAUGAGAUCACUUUAAAGCGUGAAGUUGUCAAGCUUUUCAACGACAAGCUGAAAAGACAGGGCCACAAUGGGUUUCUUAUGGGGGAUGGCGCUGUCGAAGGGAAAGCUUUGCUAGACAAGAAACGAGAGUUGCUGAAAACGAGAAGCGGGAAAGACCGUGUACAGGUCGAGAAAAGCGCUCAAAAGCAAUGGGAAGACAAACAACUCAACAACGCCGUGCAGGGAUCCGAUUAUGACACUAUAAAGGUCGAAGGAUCCGAGGAAUACGAGUUUGUUUUCGACGAACAGGCUUUCAUCGAGUUUUCCACCGAGGAUGGGGAUAGUUUAUCGCCAGGCUCGAAUGAGGAAGUCGCCUUGACAGAGCUGGAAUCGCGUCUGGAAAAGGAAACUGCGCGUUUGAAGAGUAUACAUGAAACGCGGAAAUCUUUACCUGUUUACCAGUACCGAGACGACCUGCUAAAUGCUGUCAAAGAGCAUCAAAUCAUGAUAGUUGUUGGUGAAACAGGCUCAGGAAAAACUACACAAUUGCCACAAUAUCUUGUUGAGGAUGGGUAUACCCAACACGGGAAACUUCAGGUCGCGUGUACGCAACCGCGUCGUGUAGCAGCGACUUCCGUCGCGACCAGAGUCGCCGAUGAAAUGGGCGUGAUGCUCGGCAAAGAGGUCGGGUAUUCGAUUCGAUUUGAAGACAAGACUACGCCCGGCACAACAUUCCUCAAAUACAUGACCGAUGGUAUGCUUCUUCGAGAGUUCAUGAUAGAUCCCGAAUUAACAAACUAUGCAUGCAUUAUGAUUGAUGAGGCCCACGAGAGGACCUUGGCUACCGACAUCUUGCUUGGACUCCUGAAGGAUAUUUUGCCACAUAGAAAAGACCUCAAACUAAUCAUAUCGUCAGCGACCAUGAAUGCGGUCAAGUUUUCCGAGUUUUUCUACGGGGCACCUAUUUUCAAUGUUCCAGGAAGGAGGUUCCCAGUUGACAUUCAUUACACACUACAGCCAGAGGCCAACUACAUUAAUGCAGCAAUCACGACGGUUUUCCAAAUACACACAACUCAAUCUGUCCCAGGAGACAUCUUGGUGUUUCUAACGGGCCAGGAAGAGAUUGAGAGCGCCCAACAAAGUAUCGAAGAAAUUGCGCAUGUUUUGGGUGACAAAAUAAGACCCUUGAUAAUCGCACCGAUUUAUGCUAACUUGCCCCAAGAUCAACAGUCUAAGAUUUUUCAACGAACUCCAGAAGGUUGUAGAAAAGUAGUGCUAGCUACAAACAUCGCCGAGACGUCGCUAACAAUUAAUGGCAUCAAUUUUGUCAUCGAUCCCGGGUUCGUCAAAGAAAAUUCAUAUGUAGCAGCGAGUGGAAUGUCGCAGCUGCUGACCGUGCCUUGUUCCCGGGCUUCUGUGGACCAGCGUGCCGGAAGAGCAGGAAGAGUUGGGCCUGGGAAAUGCUUCAGACUUUUUACGAAAUGGUCUUACUUUCACGAACUAGAACCUUUACCAAAACCAGAAAUUUUGAGAGUCAAUUUGUCGCAAGUGGUCCUUUUAUUAAUGUCCAUGGGAAUCAGAGAUCUGGUCAAUUUCCCGUUACUCGACAAGCCAAGCAUCCCAACUCUGAGCAAAGCGCUUGAAAACUUGUACGUAUUAGGCGCGCUCAAUAGCAAGGGUGCCAUAACAAGGCUGGGCCACAUUAUGUGUGACUUUCCUUGUGAACCUCAGUUCGGUAAAGUCAUGCAUACUGCGGCAACUCACGAAAAAUGCAAAGGAGUGCUUGAAGAGGCCGUUACCAUCGUUGCGAUGCUCCACGAAACGUCGUCGGUGCUCGUCAAUUCGCGACAAGACGCCAAUAAAAGUGGAAUCGUGGGCCAAGUGCAGAGCGAUCACAUGCUGUACCUCGAAAUAUUCAAUGCCUGGAAAGACAUGGAUUACUCCAGGUCCUGGUGUCUAGAUCAUAAAGUGCAGUACAAGACUAUGCUGCGCGUGCGGAAUAUACGCGAUCAGCUAUGGAGAUGCUGCGAAAAACUGGGGCUUGCAGCGCUCAACGAGGCUGCUCUCGAUGCUGGCAAUCCUCUGCAAGAUGUAGAAGCGCGGCUAACUCGCUCAUUUAUCGCCGGGUUCCCAGGAAACAUCGCACAGCUUGGCAGUUCCGGAUACAGAACGAUGGGCAGACAGACUGGUGGCCUCACUGUAAAUAUACAUCCCAGCAGCGUUGUCUUUCAAAUGUUUCGAAAAGAAUCCAAGAAACCAACAAAACAUCUUCUUUACCAAAGACUUGUCCUAACAUCGAAGGAAUAUAUGAGGGAUUGCAUUCCAAUUCCCAGAGAGAAUUGGCUACAUGAUAUGUUGCCGCAUCUGUUCGCAAAAGGGUCGAAAUAG